AUGAGGCUUCAGGCCCGGCUCGCAGAAUCCCUCAGCCACCGUCGUUUUGCAUUCCAGAACUUGAAAUUAGGUGCUUACUUCCGAUUCUCUGUUUUAUGUCUGCUUACGAGCUGUGAUUGCCAAUUUUCAGGUCACUUCCAGUACUUGACAGAUAUGGGAAUAAAAGCUGAGGGCGAGACCUAUAUUCCAGAAUACUUUGACAUGGAACAUUCUAGUGUAAAUUCUAAUGGCAAUGUGUUGCCGUAUCACAAGGAGAACAAACCAAGUGUGUAUCUUGCUGAGAAGUUCACAAUAAUAGCUUCAAAUGGAUCUGUACAUUACGACAAGGAAAUGAUAAAGCGGACAAUGCUUGUACAUGAAGCUACAUUUCGGAAACAGGUGUAUGAGCUUCACCGUCUUUACAAAAUUCAGAACAACCUAAUGGCACGGUUCCAACGAGAAGAGCUCAAUGGUUGUCCUAGUUAUGCAGAUGUAUUGCAGCCAAGGUCCUCUGCAUCACAGGCACUGCUUGGUGAUGUUAAAGGAAUGCAGCAAACUGCAAAUCCUAUUUCUGGACAUGAUCCUAAGCAAUCAUGCAUCGAUUUGAUAAAUGAAAGUAGUUCACAAUAUAGUGUGAGUGGAACUCCUUUGAGGCAUAACAAUGUUAGGCCUCAAAAGAAAAUGUUCGACCUGCAGCUUCCAGCAGAUGUAUACGCUGACGACGACAAUGAUGAUGAUGUGGAGAUACUGGAAGUGAGGCCUUCGAAAAGUUUGCCUGGGGCUAAUGGUUCUGUUCUUUUUGGAAAUGUCAAGCUUAACCUUCAAAAUAGUGAGGGCUAUUCACAUAUGAAGAGUUGGAGUACUGAUAUACAGGCACAUCACAGCUCAGCUGCGUAUAUACUGAAUAAACCAGUUGAAGAAUCAUCUAGUAUGAAUCUUACAGAUUUUCGUGGUGUGGGAAUAUCUGCUCCCCAGAACCAGCGUCAUGUAUCACAGGGAGUGAACUUGAACCUCAUAAGCUUGGAAGCAAAACUGAAAGAAAAAUGUGUUGGUAAAGCAUCUGGUUCAAGGUUCUUUGGAGCAAACGAGGAAAUAAGGAACAACAAUUCAUUUCAACAGAGAAAGGAUGACUCAAACACUAGCAUGGCAUGGUACAAACAAAAUUGUACUGGUUCCUCAAUGGGACAUUACGCUCCCAGUGCUAGCACCUUCAAUCACUCAAUCCUUGCUCCGCUUGGCUUCAAUCAUGCACUGAAUCCUCCGUGGCAAAGCAACAACACAAGCUACUUGACUAAGAGUCAUUGUGGUGCUGCUGAAACAUUCACUGCUAAGGAUGCCCUUUCCAAUGGUAUCUCGAUGGAUUCUACUUCAAAGGCACCCUAUCAUCAUUCACUGAAGAUUCAGGGAGGUGCAGGAUAUCAAAAGCUUCCUGCACUCCAUGAUAACCUGAUGAAUAUAGAUCUGAAUGACACACCGUUUGAUGCCACUGCCACUUGGGAACAGGGAAGCGAGAAAUCAGUGGUUGAUAUCAGGCUCAGCAAGAAACCAGUAAGCCUGAUGGAAUCACAAGUCCCAUCAAGUUAUGCAAAGGACCAUACCCAGAUUUUGCCCAGCCCCACAUUAUAUUCAGAAAGUAGCACAAGAGUCCCCGCCUUUCCCAUCAGUGUUGGCGCUGAAAAAGAUUCUCAGUGUUCACCCACUUUACAGUAUGACCUAAACAUUGGACCAUCGAUUAAGUGUGAAGCUGACAUGGAAAUUCAACCCCAGUGCAAGGAAAGUGACACAGAUAUUAGGAAUCUCAUUGACCUGAAUGAAGCCUUGCCAAUAAUCGAUGAUCCAGAGAUGGAUGCUCAUGAAUCAGGUGAAAUUGUUCCUCAUGAACCCAAUGAUCCUUCACAGGAUUCUCUCGCCAUAGCAGCAGCAGAGAGGCUGGUAGAAAUGUGGAAUGAUAGCGUUCAGCCAGCAUCUCCUCAACCUGACAUUUUGCAUUGGUUCGCUGACCUAGCUAUAUCCAAAGAUAACACAGUGUUGGACAAGGACAGUGAUGAUGACUUUGAGGCUGCAACACUGAAGCUGCAAGAAACCAAAAGCAACGAGUACCAUUCAACACAAAGAACCACCCAGGAGGAUAACCGUAACUGUGGCCAUAGCUCUGCAGCUUCAGAUCUUGUCUCAAAACCUCAGAGAGGUAGAGGGCGAGGACGUCGACAGAGGAAAGACUUUCAGAAGGACAUCCUGCCAAGCCUUGCGUCAUUACCAAAGCACGAGGUAUCAGAGGAUCUUCGUGCACUUGGAAGGUCCAAGCCAGCCACGCCGGCGAAACGUGGCCGGAACAAGCAGCAGCCGAGAGGGAGGCGCCGGGCAAGAAGCGUGGCUGUUGCCAUGGAGGUAGAGGAAACCAAGGUCAGCCCACCACCACAGGCAUCACCAUCUCUUGUCCCUGCUGACUUGGACGCGGAUGCACUGGGCAUAAUAAGGUGGGGAAGGACCACCAGACGCUGUCGAAGGCCGAGAUGCCCGCCGGUGAACAAUGCAUCGUUGCGUGUAGCUUGA
Miscanthus lutarioriparius is the source of this 2532-nucleotide messenger RNA. NCBI's taxonomy places the organism in Eukaryota, Viridiplantae, Streptophyta, Magnoliopsida, Poales, Poaceae. The record is from the annotation of a GenBank genome assembly.